AUGAAUGUUCAUGCCAAGAAGGAGACUUUGUGGUUUCUCGAGAAGAGAGCUCUCCAACUCACGGAAGAGCUACCCCGGAAUAGAAUGACAGAAAACUCCCAGAGAGUUCUAAAUAAUGAGUCUUCUCCGUCCCGUCAGGAGUCUCAUCAGAAUCAUGUUCCUCAGAAAUGUGGAAGACUGCCUAGUUCUGAAAAGGGAAGAGCGCGAUGCCAAGCUCUAAGCUCAUCAGCAAUGGGAAUCAUCAAGCAAAAGACUGAAAGUAGGGGGCCGAGGAGUUUUCUUCCUUCCCUUGAGAAGUUGGCUGGGCUACACUCUUACAGAAUUAGCGGAUUUGUCUCAAAGAGGCUUUCGACGGCCUUGGCUUUCUUCUCUAAGACCGGAUUUUUUGUUGGAGCGGGGAAAUGGAUUGACCAUUCAUUCUGUAACGCUGCUAUAAUAGCAGGAAAGAAGAGUUCAGCCUUUAAGUCCUACACUAUCUUACUCCUAUUCUAUCUCCCUGCUUUUCCUAUUGUGAUAUCUUUUCUAGUUAAUGGAUUUCCUAUGCCGGUAGGAAUACAGCUACGAAAACAGGAAAGCGGAAACUCCAGAAGAGAGAGUAGGGAGAACCCGAAGGGACACAGGACUGAAGUCAAGUGUAACCUUAUAGACCAUAAAGAUCUUAGCAAAUUCUAG
Striga asiatica is the source of this 672-nucleotide messenger RNA. Lineage: Eukaryota; Viridiplantae; Streptophyta; Magnoliopsida; Lamiales; Orobanchaceae. The record is from the annotation of a GenBank genome assembly.